UACCGAGGACAACAUUAUUGUCUAAAUAUUAGUUUGAUAUUCAUUUUAGUUUCGUCAUAAGUAGUUCCAUUUGUACUGCGUGUUUCUGGUCGGACAAAUAAUAAUGUAACACAGUCUGUCUCGCAAACAUCCGCUGUAACUUGCAGGAUUAUGAAAGCAUGAUUAGUGACCACAUUGUAACUGCGUCAGCGAGUACAAGCGGGCAGAUGGCGGUGUUUGGAUGGCUUAUUUAGGACCUCGUCUGGGACGGUUACGCAUCUUUCUCCCCGGUGUUACCGUGUUCAGACUCCUCGCUACGGUCGGGAUGGACGACAUGGGUCUGGCAAUGAGUCUUUCUCCGCUGGAGCGGCUCGACUUCGACAACGUCGCUCUCAAGAAACUCCCCCUGGACUCGUCCGAGGAGCCGGGGGUGCGGCAGGUGAAGGGAGCGUGUUUCUCCCGGGUGAAGCCGCAGCCGCUGACCAAGCCUCGGUUCGUGGCUGUGUCACACGAAGCCCUGGCGCUGCUGGGGCUCAACGGAGAGGAGGUCAUGGACGAUCCGCUCGGGCCAGAGUAUCUCAGCGGAUCCAGAGUUAUGCCUGGAUCCGAGCCCGCCGCUCACUGCUACUGUGGCCACCAGUUCGGCCAGUUCGCCGGGCAGCUGGGCGACGGGGCGGCAUGCUACCUCGGGGAGGUGAAGGUGCCACCCGGACAAGAUCCCGAACUGCUACGGGAAAACCCGAGCGGCCGGUGGGAGAUUCAGGUGAAAGGAGCUGGACUGACCCCUUAUUCCAGACAAGCUGAUGGCCGUAAGGUCCUGCGCUCCAGUAUAAGAGAGUUCCUGUGCAGCGAGGUUAUGUUCUUCUUGGGUGUUCCCACCACCAGAGCAGGCUCCAUAGUGACCUCUGACAGCAGGGUCAUACGGGAUGUGUACUACAGCGGGCAUCCUCGCCAUGAGAGAUGCUCUGUGGUGCUCCGUAUUGCUCCCACCUUCCUCAGGUUUGGAUCCUUUGAGAUCUUCAAGCAGGCCGACGAGCACACGGGCCGUCAGGGUCCCAGCUAUGGACGUGACGAGAUCCGAGGUCAGAUGAUGGAUUACGUCAUUGAGAUGUUCUACCCUGAGAUCCAGCAGAAUUACCCAGAUAGGGUGGAGAGGAACGUGGCUUUCUUCAGAGAGGUGAUGCGCCGUACAGCUCGACUCGUGGCUCAGUGGCAGUGUGUAGGUUUCUGCCAUGGGGUCCUGAACACAGAUAACAUGAGCAUCCUGGGACUCACGCUGGACUAUGGUCCAUAUGGAUUUAUGGACAGGUUCGAUCCAGAUUUCAUUUGCAAUGCCUCUGACAACUCCGGCCGAUACUCCUACCAGGCCCAGCCAGCAAUCUGCAGGUGGAACCUAGUGAAGCUGGCAGAGGCUCUUGCCCCAGAGCUGCCCCCAGACCAGGCUGAAGCCGUUAUGGACGAGUACCUGGAUCUGUAUAAUGGAUUCUACCUAGAGAACAUGAGGAAGAAGUUGGGCUUAUUGAAGAAGGACGAGCCUGAGGAUGAGAUGCUGAUCACUGAGCUGCUGCAGACCAUGCACAACACAGGUGCUGAUUUCACCAACACCUUCCGUAGCUUGAGUCAGGUUUCCUGUCCCACCGAGGGAGAAAGUGAGGGAGAAGAGGACCUUGUCAAGAAAACCACAGACCUGCUUGUGGAGCAGUGUGCCACCUUAGAGGAGCUUAAAUCUGCCAACAAACCCACUAUGGAUCCACG
This is a messenger RNA of Micropterus salmoides (largemouth bass), 1734 nucleotides long. RefSeq names its product selenoprotein O1 (gene selenoo1). Lineage: Eukaryota; Metazoa; Chordata; Actinopteri; Centrarchiformes; Centrarchidae. The record is from RefSeq and is a predicted model, not a curated record.